AUGAUAAUGAGCAGACCACCCACCCAUGAAGACGACCGCUGGCGUAUGAAGAUGACUGCCCUUCAGGAUACCAGUACAUUCUUCCAUCAAUCCACUCCACUCCCUCCUUCACUUCCUUCCCCUCCAUCACUCUACCACUCUCUCCCUACCACUUCCCUCUCCAUCACUUUCCAUCACACCCUCCCCCCUCUCUUCAACAUUUAA
Molecule: messenger RNA, 204 nt
Organism: Laccaria bicolor S238N-H82
Lineage: Eukaryota; Fungi; Basidiomycota; Agaricomycetes; Agaricales; Hydnangiaceae
Exons: 2
Coding region: 1-204 (67 amino acids)
Source: RefSeq, a predicted model, not a curated record